Molecule: messenger RNA, 9980 nt
Organism: Diachasma alloeum
Lineage: Eukaryota; Metazoa; Arthropoda; Insecta; Hymenoptera; Braconidae
Gene: mask
Product: ankyrin repeat domain-containing protein 17
Exons: 12
Coding region: 313-9363 (3016 amino acids)
Biological process (GO): innate immune response
Cellular component (GO): cytoplasm
Molecular function (GO): protein binding; RNA binding
Source: RefSeq, a predicted model, not a curated record
UCGGCCACAGUCGGCCAUAGUAGACAUGGCGGAUGUUAGCUUACGUGAAUGACGGGCGAAGAAUCGUGGUGUUGAAGAGAAAAAAAAUUGUAAAAAAACGUAAAGAACUCACCGAAUUAUUGUCACGUCCCUGCAUAACCGAUUAUUCCCGAGGCAUCGAUACGUUCCUCGCGUUUUCGUGGGAAUAAAUAGCGAGGAAAAAUCAGACAAGGGGGAUAAAUACCCCAGUGAUUUGAAGUGUGUGUUGGUGGCCACGGGGUAGAGAGCGAUAAAAAAAAAAUUUGUGUCAUAUGAUUAAUCCGGUAGGUAAAAAUGCAGAAUGUAGCACAAGGAACAACCUCGGAUAGCCAGAAGCACGAUAAAAAUUGUGCUCAAGAAGUAACAUCUACACCACAGUCCUCGAACUCUAGCCCAACAAAGUCAGAGACCGAGACCUUCUCCGAACUACAGCCACGAUUUAUGACAGACUCAUCGGAAAGUGAGGAGGACAGUAUUUCCGAGCCGGAGUUUUUUCGUGCUGCCAUCGAACAAGCUGCACUCGAAGAGGAUCAUCAUCUGGAGUCGUCGAAAUUUUUACUGACCCCUGAGGAUCCGGAGAGAUCUGUCGAUCCGGAGACACAGGCGAGGCUUGAGGCACUGCUUGAGGCCGCUGGCAUUGGAAAAUUGUCGUCUGGAGAUGGAAAACAUCUCGCUGAUCACGAGGUACUCAGACGUUUAACGUCCAGUGUUUCUUGUGCACUUGAUGAGGCUGCUGCUGCAUUGACACGUAUGCGCAGUGAUAAUCCGAGGAGUCAGAACGAAAAGAGGUCGCUUGUUGAGGCCUGCACUGACGGGGACGUUGGAACUGUCAGGAAGUUGCUUACUGAGGGGAGGAGUGUUCACGAGACCACUGAGGAGGGAGAGAGCUUGCUGUCGUUGGCGUGCUCUGCUGGGUACUACGAACUUGCACAGGUCCUCCUCGCGAUGAACGCCAACGUGGAAGAUCGUGGAAUAAAGGGUGACUGCACCCCAUUGAUGGAAGCAGCGAGUGCAGGUCACGUGGACAUAGUCUCCCUUCUAAUAGCCCACGGAGCAGACGUGAAUGCUCAAUCGACCUCGGGCAACACUCCCCUGAUGUACGGUUGCGCUGGUGGUCACGAGGACGUUGUGAAGGUCCUCCUGGAGGCAGGUGCCAACGUGGAGGACCACAAUGAGAACGGUCACACUCCCCUGAUGGAGGCAGCCAGUGCAGGCCACGUGCCAGUGGCUAAAAUCCUUCUGGAGAACGGGGCAGGGAUAAACACCCACUCCAACGAGUUCAAGGAGUCCGCCCUGACUCUUGCCUGCUACAAAGGCCACCUGGACAUGGUGAGAUUUUUGUUAGAAGCUGGUGCUGAUCAGGAGCACAAAACCGACGAGAUGCACACAGCCCUGAUGGAGGCAUCGAUGGACGGUCACGUCGAGGUGGCGAGACUUCUCCUGGACUCUGGGGCCCAGGUGAACAUGCCCACUGACAGCUUCGAGUCACCACUGACCCUGGCAGCCUGCGGUGGCCACGUGGAUCUUGCCAUGCUGCUGAUUGAACGAGGGGCGAACAUCGAGGAAGUCAAUGACGAGGGAUACACCCCCCUGAUGGAGGCAGCACGCGAGGGCCACGAGGAAAUGGUGGCUUUACUACUGAGCCAGGGUGCCAACAUCAAUGCUCAAACCGAGGAGACCCAGGAGACAGCUCUCACCCUCGCCUGCUGUGGUGGCUUCCUCGAGGUCGCUGAUUUUCUCAUUAAAGCUGGAGCUGACAUUGAACUUGGUGCAUCAACACCACUUAUGGAGGCUGCACAGGAGGGACAUCUCGAUCUUGUCAGAUAUCUACUGGAAUCUGGUGCUGAUGUCCAUGCCCAGACACAGACUGGUGACACUGCACUCACUUAUGCAUGUGAAAAUGGCCACACUGAUGUUGCUGAUUUGCUUCUGCAGUUUGGCGCUGACUUGGAGCAUGAGUCGGAGGGGGGCAGGACACCACUGAUGAAGGCAUGCAGGGCUGGACAUCUCUGCACUGUUCAGUUUUUAAUAUCGAAAUUAGCGAGUUUAAAUCGUAAUACAACGAACAAUGAUCAUACACCACUUUCGCUGGCUUGCGCUGGGGGGCAUGUGGCUGUUGUUGAAUUGUUGUUGGCACAGUCUGCUGAUCCAUUCCACAAGCUCAAGGAUAAUUCGACAAUGCUGAUUGAGGCAGCCAAGGGUGGCCAUACCAAUGUUGUUCAGUUGUUGUUGGAUUAUCCACAUUCUAUCAUGAUGAAUGCACCUGGGGUGGCACCUGGGAUGGGGCAGGGGGUGUCGCAGGGACAGGGACAACCACAGGCCAGUGGGCAGAAUGGUAAUCCGGUGCAGGGACAGCAGGCCAGUGCUGAUAACAAUCAGGCGAAGGGCAAUGGCAAGAGUCUUUUGAGGAAAAAUCAUCGAGCCACCACCAUGCCUGAUGUGGGCUUGACUUCUGCUGAGGCACAGCAGGUCAGGACACAGCCUGCAGGCGAGACUGGCACUGUUGCUGCUGCUGUCGAUGAUACGAAUAUUCUCGAUAAGGGGAGUGGGGGAUUUGGGGGACUCACUGAGCCCAAUAUCACGUUGAGCCCUGGACAGACUGCCGGGGGGGCGUCAACCUCUGGCGAUGGCAGGAAGAGUGCUAGGCAUGAACAGAUCAUGCAUAAGCAGCAGAUUCUUGAGGAACUGCAGAACUUCAAAAACGUGGCAUUUCAGAGGGUAGAGCGUCAGCUUCAGUACAAGGGGGCUGGGCACCUGUUCCUGGGUACACCGAACCUCGAGGAACAGAAACGCCAACAGUCAACUGGCGAUGGGGCUGACUCCACCGAUGCAAUACUGCCAGGAAUGAUAAAGAUCGACUUGCCAGCUCAACCAACCACUGCUCCCUGUGGGCUAGUCUGCGGAACAUCAGAAUUAUCAGGUGACCAUCAAGACCCAGAGGCACUGUCUUUGUGUCAAGCCAUUGACCGAGGCAUCAGUAUCGGCAAGAGUAUCAUGCUGGAGGAGCAACUGAGAACAGCUGUGAGAUCCCUGCCACUAGCUCCCAACGAGCCACAGAUUCCAAAUGUACCAUCAACAUCAGCCUUGACAACACCAACUGUUUUAACAUCAGCAACACCAGCCCCAACAUUUGAUUUUCCAACAAAUGCUAUCACCCAGCUGCCAGUGAGCCAACCACAUCAAACGAUAACAACAAUCAGCGAUGUCAGUCAAAAUACAGCAAUCAGCGAUCGUCCAAAGGCGAAACCAGUGUCCAAGAAGGAGGGCAAGAACAUUCGUAAAUCAGCCAUUGCUUAUGGGAGAUUUCUCCAACGUGCUGCUGUCCUCGAGGCCGUACAGCAGGAGAAACAACAGACCACCACUAUGUUUGGAUUGCAGCAGCAGUAUGAGGACAAACAACGACAGCAUACCUUUCAAGUCAGACAGGUACAUCAGUUACAGCAGUUGAAUCAACAGUUACAACUUCAGCUCGAUCAGGUGCAGGUACAACAGCAAGAACAACAGCAACCCCAACAGCAAGGUGUAGUGGUGAGCAGUGGAGUAGAGAUUAUGAUGCCAAGUCAACUUGUUGCACACCUCCACCCCACACAGACCCACCAAGAUAAUCAGCAAGAUCAGCAAACCAGCCAGCUUAAUAUACCGGAUAUGGAGAGUGAUUUAACGAGAUUACACAGAGACAGUGCUUGUCCAUUCUUUGCUGCUGCACAGAAAGCUAAGGCACUUGCUGCCGAUGACAAAGUACUCAAAUUAGAUGAUGGAAUGCAGAUACCUAUCGACGAGGUUGCCGAAAUUAUCGAAUCCAUUACCUUCGACGAUGUGCCUAACGCGGGAACCGAGGAGCAGGAGAAGGGGGAAUUGAAGAAGAUGGAUGUGAGGGGAUUGGACAGGGAUCAGAGGAGGGAACUCGCUGAGGAACUGCUCUCUGCUGAUCAGAAAACCAUUCGAAAGAUGUUUGAACAGGAGGCAAGUGAAAAAGCAAAACGCGAAGCAGAGCGCCUGGACCCAAUAACAAUGGAGGCAUUCCAGCGAGGUUACUCGUACGCCCGCCGUCAACGAAAGCUGGACAGUGACCUUUACGAGCCCCAGCCCCCAACGCGUCACGUCCAGCCCCCAAGCCUCGAUCGUUUAGCCCAACAGUCCAACGGUUUCGCCCAGCCCUCGAGUUCAACGUGCAACGCCACUACCACCACCAACGUCAACGCAGGCACCAACACACCCACCACGCAGGUGCAGGUGGCAACCCAGACCCAAGGAUUAGCAACUCCAGUCCCGACAGCCCUGGAUAAGAAGCAAGUCUACACAGCGAGUGCUGGUACGAAGGGAAAGAAAGCAAGAUAUCCCCUGGCGUCUCCCCAAACCUGUCCUCAACAGACCACUGCCACAUCAACACCACCAGCAUCAGUCCAGAAUUACCAGUUGGACCCCAACACUGUCAACACAGUGGUCCAAUACUCCAGUGGCACAGUCUCCACGAAUACAACACCAUCGUCAACGUACACCCCAGUAACACCAAGCACCCAAGCCCCCAUGACUCAAUUCUCGGUGAUGGACGUUGAUUCUGAAACAGACAGCAAUCACGACACAGCUCUGACACUUGCCUGCGCCGGUGGCCACGAGGAGCUAGUUGAAUUUCUCCUGUCACGAGGCGCUGACAUUGAACAUCGAGACAAGAAAGGCUUCACACCACUGAUCCUAGCAGCCACAGCUGGCCACCAAAAAGUCGUUGAGAUACUACUGAAUCAUGGAGCUGACAUUGAGGCACAAUCAGAACGUACCAAGGACACUCCACUCUCCCUCGCCUGCAGUGGUGGUCGCUUCGAAGUUGUGGAGCUACUGCUGACAAGAGGAGCCAACAAAGAACACAGAAAUGUAUCUGAUUACACUCCCCUGUCCCUCGCAGCGUCUGGUGGCUACGUCAACAUAAUAAAACUUCUUCUCUCUCAUGGAGCUGAGAUUAAUUCCAGAACAGGAUCUAAACUUGGAAUCUCACCGCUGAUGUUGGCUGCUAUGAACGGCCACACUGCAGCUGUUAAACUACUCCUGGACAUGGGGAGUGACAUCAACGCCCAGAUCGAGACUAAUAGAAACACUGCGCUGACUUUGGCCUGCUUCCAGGGAAGACACGAGGUUGUCAGUCUUCUUCUGGACAGAAAAGCUAAUGUUGAGCAUCGAGCGAAGACGGGGUUGACACCUCUGAUGGAAGCUGCCAGUGGGGGUUACGUCGAAGUUGGAAGAGUCUUGCUGACUAAGGGAGCUGAUGUGAAUGCCACACCUGUUCCUUCAUCACGAGACACUGCCCUGACGAUUGCCGCUGACAAGGGCCACUGCAGGUUCGUCGAGCUCCUGCUGUCUCGAGGAACUCAAGUCGAAGUUAAAAAUAAAAAGGGAAACAGUCCAUUGUGGCUGGCUGCUAAUGGUGGACACCUGAAUGUCGUUGAUCUGCUUUACCACGCUGGGGCUGACAUAGACUCUCAGGACAAUCGUAAAGUCUCGUGUCUCAUGGCUGCUUUCAGAAAGGGCCACAUCAAAGUCGUCAAGUGGAUGGUCAACCACGUGACGCAGUUCCCCAGUGACCAAGAGAUGACGAGGUACAUUGCAACGGUUAACGAUAAAGAGCUGUUAGUCAAGUGUCAGGAGUGUGUGAAAGUCAUCAGAGCUGCUAAGGAGACACAAGCAGCUAAAGCCAACAAGAAUGCAUCGAUUCUCCUCGAGGAGCUCGACAUGGAGAAGACGAGGGAGGAGUCCAAGAAGGCUGCAGCUGCCAGGAGACGCGAGCGAAAGAAGAAGAAGAAACUCGAGAAGAAGGAGGAGAAGAGAAAGCUGCACGAGGAGAACAAGAAGAACGAAACAAUCUACGAGGACAAGGAGGACGUCAAGAAGUCUGAGGACGAGGAGGAGAGGGGGGAUGAGAGUGAUAAUGAAGGGGGUGCUGACAGUUGUGAACGAAUGGACAAUGUGCCCUCACCAUCGCCUGUCAACAGGAGCCCCGAUGAUCCUGAUAAGGAGGAGGGAGACAGUGGCAUCGAUGCUAAUAGCCAGGGGAGUUGCAGCAGCAAUGAUGUGAAGGCCAGGGAGAGGAAGAAAGAGAAAAAGAAGAAGAAGAAUUGUAGUCCGAGUAGCAAUGAGAAGGAUUCGUCACCGAUCAGGGGGGGCUCCAGUGUUUUCUCCUCAAGUUUGAAUCAGAGUGUCUUGGGGAAGAGCCAGGAGAAGAGGAUUACUGCCAGCAGUAGUGGAAUCGCUUCAUCAUCUGGGUUAAAUGCACGUUCUUCAGCUAGUUCUAGUUCUACUUCUGGGGUUAAUGUCAGCGAGAGGAAGAUCAAGGGACAGGUGUUUGAGUCGUCUAGGCAUCCGGCUGAGAGGGAGGACUUUGAGGCAACUGGCAAUGAGAAUUAUGUUCCAGGAAAGGGGAAGAAGAACAGUGGCCAGUAUGAGGAGGUGUUCAAUGCUUCAGUUAAGAGCAAUAACUCGACGAGUCCCAAGGGCACCAAGAGGGAGGAGGGAUGGAAGGAGGUGGUGAGGAAAGGACAGUCCGAUGACUCCAGUAGGUUCAUGAAUUCACCAUUCAGAUCGAAAAAGGUCUCUGUUCCACCGAAUGCCAUUAGCAGGGUCAUUGGAAGGGGUGGCAGCAAUAUCAAUGCCAUUCGUGGAGCCACUGGUGCUCAUAUCGAAGUGGAGAAGCAGAGCAAGUGCCAGGGGGAGAGGAUCAUCACUAUCAAGGGCUCCACUGAUGCUACCAAGCAGGCUCAUACACUCAUUGCUGCUCUCAUCAAGGAUCCCGAUGUGGACAUACUGCAGAUGUUGCCCAAGAGCAAAUUGACGGUCAUGACUUCGUCCACUUGGGAUAAGUCCAUGGUACCAGCUGCUGCUGCGAUGAAACCGAAAAUGGGUCCGGUUACUAAACCUCCCACACCGUUACCAGGUGCAACAGGUAUCCAUCCGAGUAAAUCGUACACAGCCCCAGGCAUAUCAGUGCCCCAACUGGUGCCCCUUCGUUCCACCUCCUCUAUAAAACUAGCAGGUGCCUUCUCCACUCCCCUAUCACGCGCCACAGCUCCUCGAUUAAUUGCCGCAGCUGAAAAACGACAGUCCCAGAUAACCACCUCCACAAAUACCCGUACGACAAUGUCCUACACAUCAGCGAUAAUGACAUCAGGACGUGCCACAAAAGUAGUAACAACAAGCACUGGUCAGACAUUCGCUGCUAAAUUAUCAGACAUCACUGCCUCACCAAUGACAACAGUACUGUCAUCAACCUAUUCAACAGGCACCAAGCAGAAGGUAAUUAAUACCAUAACUGUGAUGUCCUCGUCAUCAUCAACAACACCGAUGACAUCGCCACAGCAAAUCAUGACGUCACCCAAGCACUGCCGUACACUGCCGAAUUUAUCAGCUCCAACGAUGCAGCAUUAUCAGAGUAAUAUAACUAAAAAUUCAUACACAACAAAUUCAACUGUUGUCACAUCAUCGACUGUAUCAAAUGGGCCAGAAUUGUCGGUGAAUGCAAUGCGUGUAACACCAUCGCCACCAGCACCUCAGGCCCCACAAUCUGGCAAUUCUCAGGGUCACAAUCAGCAGAAUCAGAGUCAGUCACAAGGCCAGACUCAGUCACAGCCCCAAGCCCAGAGUCAUCAGCAGAUGAGAUCGACAACACCAGUACCACAGACCCACGAUCAGCCCCAGCCAACCCAGCAGGGUGCAAUCCAACCGAACACACCCCUCGAGUACUCCCUCUUCAACGACACAUUCUCCAAGGUCACACAGCAGUCAAUGUGGGGCCGUGAGAAUGAGUCCCACCAGAAGGGAAUGAACUUUGCAACAGUGGCUGGUGGAGGCUCGUCAGCGGCAUCAACAGCCCCUCCAAAUAAAUUCAUCGACAGUGCACCACCUCAGGCUGAUGCAUCCAAAGCUCCUGGGUAUCGUGGUACUGCCAUGUGUUCACCAGUCUCCAGUAAACAGGCAUCAAACACUGGAGGCAGCACGAUUAAUCAGGGGGUGUCACCGGGGAUCCACAAUCCCAGCAUUCAGCCCCAGUUUCAAUCGAAUAUUAAUUACAUCGAGGGGAAUAAAUCGACUGGGCUAGCUGUCACCAGACCUGUCAUCAAUCAACAGAGCAUUGAGCUCCCUGUCUCCAUGGGACAGUUCAACAGAUACCCAGACAUGCCUUCCAGGAAUGUUCAGGGGGCCCAUCAGCAGAGGGAGAUGCCCCCACAGUCCCAGAGUGCUCCACCCGUUCAGGAGAGACAGCAGGAGAGUCAGGGACAACAGCACAUCAUGCCAUCAAGUUCACAAGCUAAUAUGGAGAUGUUUAAGAAUAAUAAUGGUGGGUUCGAUCCAUCCAUCAGUAAUGUCAACUCAAGCCUCCUGAAGAUGGUGCCUAAUGAGGGACAGCAGCAUCUCAUGCCUUUCCACCCUCACAUGCAGAGCUUUGCACCCUCCAGCCAAUCAGGCAGUGUCAACACCACUGUCAGCAUGUCCAGGCUGAAUCCAAGGGCACCAGAUUUCUCGAGUUCACUUCAUGUUAAUAAUAAACACCAGGUGAUGUUCAAUGCUGCCAGUGGUAUUCAUCCGAAUAUGUUCGCUGUGCCUCCACCACCUUCGGGCAUGCAGAAUAAUCACGCGAUGCUCGCGAAUUUUCCCAUUGGCAAGUAUCCGGGGAGGGGAGGACCUGCUGGCAACAUUGGGGGAAGCACCAAUGGGCACAGGUGGUUUGGACCCCAUGGAAAUUAUCCCCAUCAGGAGCCCAUGAUGCCUCAGGUGAAUUUCCAUCUCGGGAAUAUUGGACAGAAUAUGGAGCUGAUCCAGGGACUCGAGAAUGGGGGAUCGCCGGCCAUGUCGCCCUCUUCGUCGGCCCAGGUCACCCAGGAGAUGAGCCAGAUGAAGAUCGAGGACAGGAAGGUGCCCAGGCCCAUUGGCACUGAGAGGGCUUGGAAGAACUAUAAUGCUGGGAUGGGACCUGGGGGCGAUGCUGAGGGGAUGAACUGGAUGCUCAAUAGUGAUAAGGGCGUGGGGAACUGGCCCAAUGUUGGGGGAGGAAUGGAGAGACAGAUGUUCAGGGGGGCUGGGUAUGGACGCGUUGGGAAUAUCGAUGCUGAGUUGCAUCAGAUGAUUGAAUCAACUUUUCAGGGUCACAUGGAGAACCCUCAAGCAUUCCCAAACGGUACAGCAGCAGGAUUAUCCCUGAUGCCAGGACUCACCCUAAUGCCAGGCCAGUUCUCCAAUCCCCCAGCUCUCCAGGAGCUCCCUCCACCGGCUGAGCCCACGAAAAUUGAUGCACCCGGCUGGGGAAUGGAUCCCAACAAUCAAGAUAAGCCGCACCCGGGAUGGAACAACAAAUGGACCCAUUAAAUGUUAGAACUUGAUGCGAAAAAUAAUUAAUACAAAUUAAGACAGAAAAAUAAUUACCAACAACUGGGAGAUGAAGAUGAUCUUACCCUUGAUAUAAUGGAAGACAGCGAGAAACUCGGAAAGAAAAUGAUAAAAAAAAGGAAAAAAAACUAGUAGUUGUAGUUGAUGAAACUGGCAUAAAGCAAGAAUGCGUUGGUUCUAGACACCACAUUAAUUACAUUACUAUAUUCAUUGACACCCAGACAACAAAAAAAUCCAAUAUUACUUGUCAUGAUAGGUGAUAAGGGAUGGUAAAACAAAUCCUUACUACAAUUUAUUGCUAUUAUUAUCUUCUAAUAUACUUAUUCGAUACCAAUAAAUAAAUUGGAACAAAAUAAAAAAUGGUAAAAAUAUAUUAAAUGAUUAUAAUAAUGAGGAGUUGGAUAUUGUGGCGAUUGGAGGCUGAACGAUUAAUUAACGCCUUGGGAUGUGUUGCUCCAUGAUCAUAAAAAUCAUUUAAAAUAAAUAAUGAACACACGGGCGUGUUUGUUUUAUUGGUCAAACGCAAAAACCAAUUAUUGUGCGAAAAUAAAUGAGAGAUGAUAAAUAAUAUGAAAUAUACCGUAAAAUAAAAAAUA